AUGGCCUCCCACAAGCCUCCACACCACCGCCAGGGGUACCACCCACUGUCCAGCAAGCUUUCGGCGGACCACGAGGGCUGGACGGAGGGCAUUGCGUCCCUCACAGAGCACAACACCGCCACGCAGCUGCUGGAUGAGCGGCCCGCCACCAACGGGCGCAAGGUGAGGGGGCGGCGCGGGCAGCACGUGUCAGGCACGCAGGCAGGGACCCGCGUGCGCUGUCGCAAUGGCGGCGGCCGCGCCGGCGCCCCCGACGGCUACGGCCCCACCUCCCUCACCGAGCCCCAGCUGGACGAGCUGCUGGCGGCGGUGGAGGCGCACAUGGGCGAGCGCGGCGCCGACGUCACGGUGGUGCGCCGCCGCAAGGUGGCCGCCCCCAGCGUGGGCGCCCCCGACAUGUCUGUGGCCGACGUGUGCAUCCGGCGGCGCGUGGGCUCCGCGCCGCCGCUGGAGGUGCGCGUGGCGGUGGUGGGCAACGUGGACAGCGGCAAGUCCACCAUGGUGGGCGUGCUGACGCGCUCUGUGCUGGACGACGGGCGCGGCUUUGCCCGCUCCAAGGUGUUCCGACACGGCCACGAGGUGGACACGGGCCGCACCUCGUCCAUCGGCCAGCACAACCUGUGCCUGGACAGCCGGGGCGGCAUCCUGAACGACGCCGCCUUCCGCACGCAGUCCAUCGCCGACUAUGUGGCGCGGGCGUCCAAGGUGGUGACGCUGGUGGACCUGGCGGGGCACGAGAAGGUUCCCGUCUUCUUCGUGGUCACCAAGAUCGACCUGGCGCCGGAGCACGUGCUGAAGCACACGCUGGCCACGCUGCAGCAGAUCCUGAAGAAGCCGGGCGUCAAGAAGCGGCCCUUCCUGGUGCGCAGCCGUGACGACGUGCUGACGUGCGCGCGCCACAUGCACGCCGACAGCCUGGCUCCCAUCUUCCUCACCUCCUCCGUCACCGGCAGGGGCCUGGACCUCAUCCGCCUCUUCUACAACCUCCUGCCGCAGCGCCACAACUGGUUUGAGCGCACCUCUGAGCACGCCGAGUUCAUCAUCGACGAGACCUUUGGCGUGCCGGGUGUGGGCACAGUGGUGGCGGGCACGGUGAAGCGCGGCGUCAUCGCGCCCAACUCCACGCUGCUGCUGGGCCCCGACAUCGCCGACGGCACCUUCAAGCCCGUCACCGUCAAGAGCGUGCACUACAAGCGCCUGCCAGUGGGCCGGAUUGUGCGGCAGGCGGCACGCGUGGUGGCCAUGGACCGAGAGCGCCUGCGCAGCGGCGACCGCGCCUGCGUGCGCUUCCGCUUCCUCCAGCGCCCGGAGUACCUCACGCCCGGCACCCGCUUUGUGUUCAGGGAGGGGCGCACCAAGGGCAUCGGCAUGGUGGUUGGCACAGAGAUGAGCCCCACCGCCAUAGCGGCCCACUGACCACCAGCACGCGCCUGGCGCUGCCCGCCACCCGCGGGUCGAGGCUUGCCGCGGAGGCACCCCAGCCUUCUGCUUUAGACUAUCUUUUCUUCGCAGAGGGCUGGGUGUCUGUGACGUGGCGCUGCCAGCGAGCCUGCUGUGCGAGCGGCUAGUGCGGGCAGUGGCGGCUUGUUGUUGAUGUUUGUUGUUGUUGUAUUAUGCUCCUUUCGCAUCCAUAGCCUUGAAGGACUCUGCUCUGCACAUGAAACCAUUCGCCACCUGCAUUUUGCAAUCUGCUGUGUCUCCACCUCUUGUUAUAUACUGGCCUGCCUGCACAGCUUCCUGUUGCGUGUAACUACCACCAGGCGC
Chlorella variabilis is the source of this 1764-nucleotide messenger RNA. RefSeq lists its product as hypothetical. NCBI's taxonomy places the organism in Eukaryota, Viridiplantae, Chlorophyta, Trebouxiophyceae, Chlorellales, Chlorellaceae. Bases 1 to 1416 code for a protein of 471 amino acids. The record is from RefSeq and is a predicted model, not a curated record. Gene Ontology annotation, molecular function: translation elongation factor activity. The transcript is spliced from 11 exons. Gene Ontology annotation, biological process: translational elongation.